Molecule: messenger RNA, 1140 nt
Organism: Thermochaetoides thermophila DSM 1495
Lineage: Eukaryota; Fungi; Ascomycota; Sordariomycetes; Sordariales; Chaetomiaceae
Exons: 5
Coding region: 1-1140 (379 amino acids)
Cellular component (GO): nucleus
Molecular function (GO): ubiquitin protein ligase activity
Source: RefSeq, a predicted model, not a curated record
AUGGCUCAUAGCAAGAGAAACACCAGCCGGCCUAUCUUUACCUCUCACGAGCGCGCCAUGGCCCGCGCCGCCUGGGGCUCAUCCUCAGCCCGCCUUUCGCGCGAGUCAUUUCUGCCCUUCGCAUCCUGCUGGCUGUGUCUUGAGCCCGCCAUAGACCCAGUUGCAUGUUCGUACGGCGACAUUUUCUGUCGCGAGUGCGCCUUGUCGAAUAUCCUUGCGCAAAAGAAAGAGAUUAGACGAUUGGAGAAGAUGAGGGAGCAGGAGGAGCGCGAGAGGCUGGAAGAGGAGGCUAGAAGGGAUGCUGAGGCGAGGGAGAGGGCCAUUAGGGAGUUUGAACUUACGCAGUUGGGACUAAGUAUACAGCAGGCAGGGAGGGAGACUAAGAGUUCUGGGAAGGACAACCUUGAGCGUUCAGGGCCGUUGAAGAAUGGGGUAGUUGGUGAGAGCGGGCAGAGUCACGGCGAAAAGAGGGGCGAGAAGCGCAAGUUCUCUUUGGAUGCCGAUGAGCUUGCCCGUAUUGCCGAGGAAGAGAGGAUAAAAGUUCGAAAAGCCAUCGAAGAAGAAAAGUCCUCAAAGCCAUCCCUACCGUUCUGGGCUCCCGCCGCGACACCCUCGACCGACUCGCGCAGUACCGAACCCAAGAAUAAAAAGACUCGACCCAUCUGUCCUGCCGCUCCAGAAGACAACCCUCACCCUUACUCACUCCACAGUCUUAUAACCAUCAAAUUCACCGAAGAAACCGACUCCGAAACGAAACAACUCCAGCGCAUCUGCCCCUCUUGCAAAAAAGCCCUAACCAACGCAUCUAAAGCCAUGCUAGCCAAGCCUUGUGGGCAUGUCCUCUGCCGCAGCUGCGUCGGCCAAUUCAUGAAGCCAUCUGCGGCUGAUGGGACGGUACGAUGCUUUGUGUGUGAUACUGAUGUGACAGAAAAGCCUGCUAAAGAAAGCGAAGAGAAAAAGGAAAAGGAUAAGAUUCAACCUGGCCUGGUUGAACUGCGCCGGGAGGGGACAGGGUUCUCGGCGGGAGGGAAGAAUCAGAAUGGCCUGCGCAUGAGAUAUCUCCAAACCUUUGAGAUGGCUGACAGCCAAAGCCCUCCUCGCCAAGUUCGUGACAACUUUGUCAACCUUUCGCCAAAUUAA